AUGGUUCCUACCACCGCUACUAUCACGUAUCCGGCGGAUCUGCGCCUCCCUUACUAUCUUACGCGCUCCGCGACUCUCCGCAAGGUUCCGCGGAUCAUGGCGUGCCGAAUUCCGCGGAAGGCUGUUCCGCGGGAGAGGACGGGAUCUGCAGCGCAGGCGAAGGCCCCAGACGUUAUGCUUGGAGAGGUCGGACCGCGACAGGCGGAGCCGCGACAGGCGGAACCGCGCGUAAAGGCUAGAGUAGAUUCGGGGAAAGCCACCAGCGCAAGUGGUGGGGUCGGAAGUAACGGCAAGGAUCACGGCGGGGAGCGCGCCGCGACUCGCGGCGAGAUUCGAGGGGUGCAGGAAGAACGGGUGGAUGGGAGGGAGGAGGUGACGCUGGGAUGCCUGAUUCCGUCUUACUCCCAGGACGGAAUGAACAUGCUUGCAGGUGAUGAUGAUGAUGAUGAUGAUGAUGAUGAUGGUGGCGGUGAUGGUGAUGGUGAUGGUGAUGGUGGUGGUGAUGGUGGUGGUGGUGGUGAUGGUGGUGGUGGUGGUGGUGGUGGUGGUGGUGGUGGUGGUGGUGGUGGUGGUGGUGGUGGUGGUGGUGGUGGUGGUGGUGGUGGUGGUGGUGGUGGUGGUGGUGGUGGUGGUGGUGGUGGUGGUGGUGGUGAUGGUGAUGGUGAUGGUGAUGGUGAUGGUGGUGGUGGUGGUGGUGGUGGUGGUGCUGGUGGUGGUGGUGGUGGUGGUGGUGGUGGUGGUGGUGGUGGUGGUGGUGGUGGUGGUGGUGGUGGUGGUGGUGGUGGUGGUGGUGGUGGUGGUGACGAUGGCGAUGGCGAUAGCGAUGGCGAUGGCGAUGGCGAUGGCGAUGUUGCUGACGUCAACAACGACCCCACCAUCCUGCCACGUCACCGCAUCCGCCUAGUCAUCGGCAACAUCACCGCCAGCACGCCAUCCAUCCUCAGCCAGCUGGCAGCCAUGGCAGCAGUGCAGCAGCGUCCAGUGGCAAUAGUAGGUCCGGGGACAUCUGACCAAUCAGCUCUCGUCAGCCCGCUUGCCACAGCCACCCAGACCCCCUUUGUGUCGGCGGCAGCAACAGACGUGCAGCUAACAGUGGGGGGUGCUCGGCCGUACUUCAUGCGGACCAUUCCCAAUGACGGCGUCGACAUGCAAGCCAUAGCCGCGCUGCUGCUGCGUUACAAGUGGAGGCAGUUUGUGGCGGUCUACACGGAUAACCGUUUUGGCCGCAACGGCAUCACGGCACUCAUGACCUACCUCCUCGAGAAAAAGAGGGUGCCUGUCAAGUCCACGUGGACAGCUGAUGACGUGGCACAGGCUUUGACUGCCAGCAAGGCAGUCGACUCCUCUGUCUAUGUGCUACACGCAUCCUCCACGAUGUCUGCUCUCAUACUCGAUACAGCGAGCAAGCUGGGCAUGAUAGGGAAAAACUAUGUAUGGAUCGCAUCGGAGGGGGCUGCUCAGGCCAACACGUCCACACUGCAGGGUGCAGAGGGUCUGAUAAUCACCUCCUCGUAUCUACCCCCGUCACUGCGCCUGUCUUCUUUCAAGCAGCGGUGGAAGCAGCUGAGUCCACUGCAGUUCCCAGGGGCAGCAGAGGAGGACCCAAAGACCUACAGCCUCACAGCCUACGAUGCUGUCUACCUCAUCUCGCUCGCCCUUCACUCCCUGCUGCACACCAACACCAGCACCAGCAGCACCAUCGGCAGCACCACAGGCAGCGCCACCAGCAGUGGCGGUGGCAGCGGAAGCACCGGCAGCAGUAGCAGCGGAAGAGGGUUACACUCUGUUGUGCUGUCUGCUUUUGCGAGGAAGGAUGCGUUGAUGCUGCCGGUGGCAGGGGCAGGGGCGCGUGACGGGCUCAUUCCAAUGCUGCAGAGCCUGCAGCGCAACUCAGUGGGUGCAGCACUCCGGCAAGCCAUUCUCAACACAAGCUUCGAAGGGCUCACAGGGAGGAUCUCCCUCACUCCCCACGGCGACCUGCGAGCAGACGUCAUAGAGGUGCUUAAUGUGGUCAACGCCACGGCCAUGAGGGUUGGCUUCUGGACGCCUGCCUGGCAGCUCACGCCCUCUCUGAAGGUCUACAGGCAGUUUGUGAACAUCUCCAGAGGAGAGGGCAACGGCCUCUUCGCUGGCUUCUGUAUAGAUGUCUUCCGUGCAGCUGUUGCCAUGCGGCCAGCCAUACCAUACCCCAUGCAAUUUCCCUUCCUAACCCCCCCUUCCCCGCACUCCCCAACCUGCCUCGUGCUCCCCUGCGCACCCCUUCAGGUCUACAGGCAGUUUGUGAACAUCUCCAAGGGAAAGGGCAAUGCCCACUUCUCAGGGUUUUGCAUCGACGUCUUCCACCAGGCAGCUGUGGCCAUGCUGCCCUACCUGCUCGACUACGUGUUUGUUUCUUCCACCUCUUCCCACCCUCUCUCUUCAACCAGCAGUUUGUCAGGCCUCAUUCCCCGUUUCCCCUCUCUCCUCCCCUUUGUCUUCCCCUCUUGUCCCCCCCCCUCUCCUCCUCCUCAGGUCUACAAGCAGUUUGUGAACAUCUCCAAGGGAGAGGGCAACAGCCGCUUCUCAGGGUUCUGCAUCGAUGUUUACAAGCAGUUUGUGAACAUCUCCAAGGGAGAGGGCAACGCCCGCUUCACAGGCUUCUGCAUCGACGUUUUCCAAGCAGCUGUGGCCAUGCUGCCGUACCCGCUCGAUUACGAGUUUGUGCAGUACGGCGAGGAUGACGUCUCCCCCAGCUACAACCAGAUGGUGCUCGCUGUAGCAGACAGGAAAUAUGAUGGGGCGAUCGGAGACAUCACAGUCACAGAGACGCGCAACAGAGCAGUCUUCUUCACCUACCCCAUCUUUCCAUCAGGCCUGGGCCUGAUGGGGUAUGCAGUGGAGAACUCGAGUCCAUGGCUGGCGUUUCAGCCCUUCACAGCCAGCAUUUGGGGAGUGAAAGUGGCGAUGUGUGUGCUGGCGGGGCUCAUCACCUCGUUCCUGGAGGAGGGGGAGCUUCACAGUUCCACGCUCCCUUCCCUUCACCGCGUCCCUCCUAUCCUUCCCUUAUCCCCUUUCAAACCGUCCUCCUAUUUCCAGCCAUCAGGCCUGGGCCUGAUGGGGUACGCAGUGGAGAACUCGAGUCCAUGGCUGGCGUUUCAGCCCUUCACAGCGAGCAUGUGGGCUGUGACGGUGGCGAUGUGUGUGCUGGCGGGGCUCAUCACCUCACUGGCAGGGCUCAUCACCUCGUUUGUGCUGGCGGGGCUCAUCACCUCGUUCCUGGAGGAGCAGUCAAGCGAGGCCUUCAGAGGGAAGCUGCACCAGCGCCUGCUUAACGCCGCAUGGUACGUUUCAGAACUGUUUACAUUGAAGUUACGUUCUGGAAUGUUCAAAGGUGGUGCUUGUGUCUGUGUGCUGGCGGGGCUCAUCACCUCGUUCCUGGAGGAGCAGUCCAACGGGGCCUUCAGAGGGAAGCUGCACCAACGGGUUCUCAAUGCUGCAUGGUACCGCUCAUCACUCACCUCGUUCCUCGUGCCUCCGUGCGUUUUGAGGCGCCUCAAAAUGCACCUCACUGCUCGCGAUGAUGUGUGGGCUGGCAGCACCUCACUGCUCGCGGAUUUUGAGGCGCCUCAAAGUGGCGAUGAUAGUGCCCUGUGCGCACGACCCUCGUUUUGGGACGUCUCAAAACACUCUUGUUCUGCUGCUCCUCCUCUUGUUAUUGUCACGGCAGAGUACCCUGUGCACACGACCCUCGCCCGGCUCUUUGUGGUCGUGUUUCUCAUCGUCGGCUUCCUUAUAGUCACCAUGUACACGGCUAACCUCACGUCUAUUGUCACAGUCAACAAGCUCAAACCCUCCGCAAUGGACAUUGGAUCCGCCGCGUCGACCUCAACCCCCAUCGGGUACCAGCUGGGGUCAUUUGUCAAUGCGUACUUGCUACAGAUGGGCAUCCCUGCGAACCGUCUGGUGGCACUCAAUAACGAGGAUGAGUAUGCACAGGCGCUGACAUCAGGCCGGGUGGGGGUGAUAGUGGAUGAGAGCCCCUACCUGCAGCUCUUCUCCCUCGACUUCUGCGAUGUUGCCCUGGCGCCGCAGCCAUUCUCGCUUCUCAACCUCGCGUUUGCCUUUCCCAAGGGCUCGCAGCUGGGUUUGGACGUCUCUCAGGCGUUAGUGCAGCUGACAAUGUCGGGCCAGCUGCAGAAGAUCCGAGAGCAGCAUUUCAGUGGGAUCAACGGCUCCUGCGCCCAACCCAGCAGCACCAGCGACAGCAGCAGCUACGGCAUAUCCUCCUCCUCCUCCUCCUCCUCUUCUUCCUCCUCCUCCGCCUCUUCCGGUAUCUCCUCUUUGGCUGCAGACUCGGCAGUGCAGCUGUCAAUGCAGAAGUUCCUCGGGCUGUAUAUCAUCUUUGGCGCUGUCUCGCUGGGCUGCUGCGUGCUCUAUGUGCUGCUGCUCAUUCACCGCGGCUACCGCGCGAGCAGGUAUGAGCUGGCUGUUUUGUCGACUCAAAAGGCAGACUCGGCAGUGCAGCUGUCAAUGCAGAAGUUCCUUGGGCUGUAUAUCAUAUUCGGCGCUGUCUCGCUGGGCUGCUGCGUGCUCUAUGUGCUGCUGCUCAUUCACCGCGGCUACCGCGCGAGCAGGUAUGAGCUGGCUGUUUUGUCGACUCAAAAGGCAGACUCGGCAGUGCAGCUGUCAAUGCAGAAGUUCCUUGGGCUGUAUAUCAUAUUCGGCGCUGUCUCGCUGGGCUGCUGCGUGCUCUAUGUGCUGCUGCUCAUUCACCGCGGCUACCGCGCGAGCAGGUAUGAGCUGGCUGUUUUGUCGACUCAAAAGGCAGACUCGGCAGUGCAGCUGUCAAUGCAGAAGUUCCUUGGGCUGUAUAUCAUAUUUGGCGCUGUCUCGCUGGGCUGCUGCGUGCUCUAUGUGCUGCUGCUCAUUCACCGCGGCUACCGCGCGAGCAGGUAUGAGCUGGCUGUUUUGUCGACUCAAAAGGCAGACUCGGCAGUGCAGCUGUCAAUGCAGAAGUUCCUUGGGCUGUAUAUCAUAUUCGGCGCUGUCUCGCUGGGCUGCUGCGUGCUCUAUGUGCUGCUGCUCAUUCACCGCGGCUACCGCGCGAGCAGGUAUGAGCUGGCUGUUUUGUCGACUCAAAAGGCAGACUCGGCAGUGCAGCUGUCAAUGCAGAAGUUCCUUGGGCUGUAUAUCAUAUUCGGCGCUGUCUCGCUGGGCUGCUGCGUGCUCUAUGUGCUGCUGCUCAUUCACCGCGGCUACCGCGCGAGCAGGUAUGAGCUGGCUGUUUUGUCGACUCAAAAGGCAGACUCGGCAGUGCAGCUGUCAAUGCAGAAGUUCCUUGGGCUGUAUAUCAUAUUCGGCGCUGUCUCGCUGGGCUGCUGCGUGCUCUAUGUGCUGCUGCUCAUUCACCGCGGCUACCGCGCGAGCAGGUAUGAGCUGGCUGUUUUGUCGACUCAAAAGGCAGACUCGGCAGUGCAGCUGUCAAUGCAGAAGUUCCUUGGGCUGUAUAUCAUAUUUGGCGCUGUCUCGCUGGGCUGCUGCGUGCUCUAUGUGCUGCUGCUCAUUCACCGCGGCUACCGCGCGAGCAGGUAUGAGCUGGCUGUUUUGUCGACUCAAAAGGCAGACUCGGCAGUGCAGCUGUCAAUGCAGAAGUUCCUUGGGCUGUAUAUCAUAUUCGGCGCUGUCUCGCUGGGCUGCUGCGUGCUCUAUGUGCUGCUGCUCAUUCACCGCGGCUACCGCGCGAGCAGGUAUGAGCUGGCUGUUUUGUCGACUCAAAAGGCAGACACGGCAGUGCAGCUGUCAAUGCAGAAGUUCCUUGGGCUGUAUAUCAUAUUCGGCGCUGUCUCGCUGGGCUGCUGCGUGCUCUAUGUGCUGCUGCUCAUUCACCGCGGCUACCGCGCGAGCAGCUCUGAGCAGCAGCAGCAGGGCCGUGUGAUCCAGCCCAGCAUCGAGCAGCAGAGUCCCCGCGUUCUUUCCCAGCAGAGUCCCCGCGUUCUCUCCCCGCAGAUGCAUGCACCGCACAGCAGCAAGCGGCAGACAUCUGGUUUUAACAGCAGCGGCAGGAGCUGGCGAAGCAGCGCGGAGACAGCGAGACAGCUGCGGGCAGCAGUGACUUCUGAGGCGCCGCAGAAGCCAUCUGGAAGUGGAAGUUCUAGGGGUGCGAGGAGCUGGAAGAGCAGUGCAGAGGCUGUGAGGCAGCUGCGGAUGGUGGGAGGGGAGGGCAGGCAGCAGAACGUGCCGUGGAGCAGGAGGGCUGUCCUUCACGGCCAAGAGGGCCCUCACAGGCCGUGGCACAGAACGGCUUCUGGUGAUACUGCUUCUGCUCCAAACUUCUUCGACAGACUGGACGAGGGCACAAGAGGAGCAUCGGUUGCUGAGCAGCUGAGGGAGCUUCUGGAGGCUGAGUCUGGUUCCAGCCAUGUGACCGAGAGUGGUUCAGGGCGAGAGGAGGGGUGUGAAUGCAAUGGGGUCAGGAUAAGAGGGUCAGGAGAGAGUGAAUCUGGGGGGGAGGAUCCAGCAGAACGAAAGCUGGUUCGAGUCGAUGCUUUCGACUUGACUUCAAUUCUGAAAUCCAGCAAGUGA
Messenger RNA from Closterium sp. Yama58-4, 6561 nucleotides. The record is from the annotation of a GenBank genome assembly. Lineage: Eukaryota; Viridiplantae; Streptophyta; Zygnematophyceae; Desmidiales; Closteriaceae.